Messenger RNA from Diatraea saccharalis (sugarcane borer), 577 nucleotides. NCBI's taxonomy places the organism in Eukaryota, Metazoa, Arthropoda, Insecta, Lepidoptera, Crambidae. The record is from the annotation of a GenBank genome assembly.
GCUUUAUAAGCGUGCUCGAGAACGCUUCAAAGCCAGUUUUCUUACAACGUUACUCGAGAAACACCGUCCGUUAUGCAGAGAAUAGUUCUUAUCGUCUUUGUUGCGUUGGCGGUGGUGGUACUGGCAGAAGGCCAGUAUUACGUGCCUCGCGCAUACUACACCAUCGACACUGAGGGACAUGCAUCACAACCAGUACCGCUGAGACGUCUGCGGCGCUCGUUCAACCCCUACCCAUACGCUAGUGGUGCUAACGCCAAUGCGAAUGCUAACGCUGCAGCUCAUGGCGGUGAUUCUAACGCUAAUGCCAACGCUAACGCCCGAGCAGAUGGAGGCUGGGCUCCCCCCGGCAUGGGAGGAUAUGGCGCAUCCAAUCCUAACGUCCUAAGGCACUAGAGGCAGCAGAUGUAACCUAGACUAAUUACAUGGUGUCGGCUCAUGCAUCCAUCCUGUACAACUUUUCCACCAGUAGCACGCGGAGCCCGCUGCGUGCGUGCGCAUAUCGUGCUACUGCCGGAAGACACUAUUUAUUGUAACUAAUAUAUUCAUGGGUAAUAAAUGUAAUUUACGAGUUCUUGUA